AUGCUCCCCAUGCCGGGAAGCCCACAGUCGUCAUGGCGCCUAUACCGCGCGCGGAUCAUGUCAAACUUCGAGGGUGCAUCAGUUCGAAUCUGCAUCGCCUUCUGGCUCUUUGGCUUGAUCAACAACAUCUUUUACGUGAUAAUCCUCACUGCAGCCCUGGACCUCGUGGGUCCUUCGAUACCAAAGGCCACCGUCCUAUUGAGCUGCAUCAUCCCUGGCCUGGCGACGAAGAUAGUCACCCCAUACUUCAUUCAUUUGAUACCCUAUUCGUUGCGGGUGCUUUUGUUCGUUGGCUUUGCAACCUGCGGCAUGCUAGCUGUUGCGCUUUCGCCGAAUACCACAGACGCCGCAGGCAUCUCCAGUAAGAUCGCAGGUAUUGUGCUGGCAAACAUUUCUUCGGGUGCUGGCGAAGUGAACUUUCUGGCGUUGUCGCAUUAUUACGGCCCUUUCAGUCUGGCAGCAUGGGGUUCUGGCACGGGUGCCGCUGGGCUAUUAGGCGCAGGAGCAUAUACGCUCGCCACCACUACUUUGGGCCUGAGCGUGCAUACUACUUUACUGUGCAGCGUGGUUCUCUCAUUCGUGAUGCUGGCUACUUAUUUCCUUGUUCUCCCCCUCGGGCCUCUCAAUGCUGCCGAGAGAAAGGAAUCCAAUUAUCAUCGCGUGGAGUCUGAGGAACAAGACGAUGAUCUCGAUCCAAUCAUGACUUCGCAGUCAGGCUUGCCAGAUGAGCCGCCACGAAGAUCGAUAUCUCCAGCUUACAAGGCUGAUCGAUUCAGCUUGGCAAUUCACGACUUGAAAAUGAAGCUCAUCCGCGCGAAGUCGCUGGUCAUACCAUAUAUGCUUCCGCUAUUCUUGGUCUACCUGGCUGAAUACACUAUCAACCAAGGAGUUGCCCCCACGUUACUCUUUCCGCUUGAAAGCUCUCCUUUCAAGCGCUACCGAGAGUUCUAUCCGACAUAUGGCACCAUUUACCAGCUUGGUGUCUUCAUUUCACGCUCAUCUUUGCCAUUCGUCCGCAUACGCAGCCUUUACAUACCGACUUGGCUGCAAGUGCUCAACCUCGCGGUACUUACAGCACAGGCACUAUCGCCAUUCAUCCCGACUGUUUGGUUCGUCUUCGCCAUAAUAUUGUGGGAAGGACUUCUAGGAGGCCUGGUUUAUGUCUCGACUUUUGCUGCAAUCAGAGAAGAGGUUUCAGAAGACGAGCGUGAGUUCUCGCUUGGAGCUGUAACUGUAUCGGAUAGCGCAGGCAUCUUCUGUGCCGGUCUGCUUGGAGCAGGUAUGGAGACGGCGUUGUGCGCCUGGCAAGUCAAGCAUGGCAGAGAUUGGUGCAGACAGCGCUAA
Molecule: messenger RNA, 1344 nt
Organism: Pseudocercospora fijiensis CIRAD86
Lineage: Eukaryota; Fungi; Ascomycota; Dothideomycetes; Mycosphaerellales; Mycosphaerellaceae
Exons: 3
Coding region: 1-1344 (447 amino acids)
Biological process (GO): regulation of intracellular pH
Cellular component (GO): vacuole; membrane
Source: RefSeq, a predicted model, not a curated record